Messenger RNA from Dissoconium aciculare CBS 342.82, 795 nucleotides. RefSeq lists its product as uncharacterized. Gene Ontology annotation, cellular component: nucleus. Gene Ontology annotation, biological process: regulation of DNA-templated transcription. Gene Ontology annotation, molecular function: DNA-binding transcription factor activity, RNA polymerase II-specific; RNA polymerase II cis-regulatory region sequence-specific DNA binding. The transcript has 2 exons. Lineage: Eukaryota; Fungi; Ascomycota; Dothideomycetes; Mycosphaerellales; Dissoconiaceae. The record is from RefSeq and is a predicted model, not a curated record. Bases 1 to 795 code for a protein of 264 amino acids.
AUGCCGCCUCGAUUGUCAAGUGCACAACCACCGGGAGCCGGGGUAAAGCGGGGACCUCCUUCCCAAACGAUUCCAGGAGAAACGCCGCCCAAGAAGAAACAAUCGAAAUGGACCGCCGACGAAGAUCGCGAAAUCAUCGACCUGCGUGGGCGCGGCAUGAAGUGGGAAGACAUCUCCAAACGGUUACCUGGUCGCAGCGCAAUCAGCUGUAGAUUGCGCUUCCAAAACUACCUGGAACGACGGUCAGAGUGGGAUGAGGAGAAGAAGAACAAGCUCGCGCGAUUGUAUGAAAGGUUCAAGAAAGACAUGUGGGAGAAGAUCGCAAAGGAGAUGCAACUUCCGUGGCGAGCGGCUGAGGCCAUGCAUUGGCAGAUUGGAGAGAUCGAAAUGGCGCAUCGCGCCAAUGUUUCUGUCUUCCACCUGGCCGGUCAGCAAGGGUCGAAUUCUUCGCAAGGCGGCGUCGGUUCUGAUGGCGGUACGAGUACUUCACCGACAUCUGCUACUCACCCGACACCAUCCUCGACCAUGGCCAUAUCGCAUUCCCAUAAUCACAGCCUCCCACAAAUACCGCCAAACGCUCUUCCACAUCCACUGUCGCCGGUCGACCAUUUCCGACGUAAUAGCGUCGGGUCCAUGUCACCCAAUGGCAUGGGCCCAGGGUACCUUCGGCGCAGAGCAGAUAGCACUCGUUCUGUCGCGUCAGUCUUGCCUCGAGCACAUUUGCCUCCUCUGGAUGAAGUGGCAAGCAUAUCGGCUCGGGAUCCGAGGCCGAAAUACCCACCGGGGCCAUGGUGA